Messenger RNA from Bombus terrestris (buff-tailed bumblebee), 8809 nucleotides. RefSeq lists its product as uncharacterized. NCBI's taxonomy places the organism in Eukaryota, Metazoa, Arthropoda, Insecta, Hymenoptera, Apidae. Bases 7136 to 8641 code for a protein of 501 amino acids. The transcript is spliced from 6 exons. The record is from RefSeq and is a predicted model, not a curated record.
GUAGAAAAAUUGUUAAGUGUAGCAUCGAAUGGUUCGUUGAAUAUUAGAAUUACGAAUAUAGCGACAGAUAAGUUUCCGUUUGUUGCGAUAAGAACAAAGUGGAAAUAUAAAGAUCGAAGGAUUAAAGAUGGGUUGAAGAACUCACACGCACGACGCUCGAUUAUCUCAAUCAAAUUUACACGUGACCGCCAUACAACCCAAUUCACACGCGCAACAAUCUAUACUCACUUGCUAUCGAUAAACAUCCGUUCGAUUCACUAUCGUUUCGCACGAAUCUUUCGCUCAAACUCUCUGUUCCGCAUUCACUCAAAAUUACGAUACCACACCUAGAUGUACACUGGGUCUGAAUUCUCUGGAAAUGUUUUUCCUGGCAUUGAUGGACAGUGUCAGCUUCUGGUAGGUCUGCACAGUUGUGGCGGACUCUGUGGUCGUCGCGGAUUCCAACGAAAAUUGGUCUUCGGUGGAGGACUCCUCGACGAAUUCUUCCACUGGCUUCACCGCCUCGUUUGGAGUCAGGUUGCUCGAUUUUGCGUGAUCCUUCGCCCGAACUGAGCUUACGAACAGCAACAGGACGAAGAAUAAGAGUUUCGUCGUAAUAAUCUGUCGAUCCAUUCUGCGUUGGCGUAUUUCGUAGAACGAAAGAUGGUGGAUGUGUUUAAGAUGUUCUACAGCGGUGUGUCUGUUGCACUAAACAGGAUCUUCGGCGAUUCGGCGUCUUUAACACGCGAGAAACUAGAGUCGACGUGUUCUCUAAAAAGCGUGAAGGUGAAAUUCGUCUCUUAAUCAUCAGCCUUACUCCAAUUGCCGUUGACAAAGUACUCGUUUAGUUCCAGCUGAGGCGUGGGCGAAGGGGACGCUGCAGAAAGAUUUCGACAACGUAUUCUUGCGACACUUUGGUGUCUAAAAUUAAUUGUACAGAAGGUUUCAUUUAUAGCACGAAUUCUGGUAGCCUGUUGCUCUAAGACACAAGUCAUCCGGUAUGUUCCCAUUCGCUCAAGUUCACCAACUCGUUUCAGAACGAACAGAAAAACGUUUCACUCUAUCAUUGCACCGUUUGCCGAACGAUUUAUCAAACGUACUGCAUUAUUCCUGAGUCACCCUAUACGUAAGAUAUACAAAGCUACAUCUUUGUUAAAUUAUCACGUCGUUAACAUCGAAAUACACCAUUUAUUAUUAACGACGAGGUAAAUUACUUUGAGCGUAGAAAUGUUUCUUAUCGUUUCUAUCAACUUUUGACUAUUUGCAUUUCUAUCAAAUCAUUAGCAUCGCGUACGAUACGAAUAUCACAAAUAUCUUGUAAUUUCUACAUACAGGGUGGUGCGCGAAUCGGUAGCCACGAUAUUUCAAACACCAGAUAAUUUGGCAACAGAAACGAGAGUUAAUCGGUAAAAGGAAAACCUAAACUACUUGUAUCGGCAUUUGUAGCCACCUGAAAACGCGCUAACUUUUGGUUCAAAACAUUUCACGUGGAAAUGUAGAAAGGAAAUGAAAAAUCGUAGCGACCGGCCACCCAAUAUAUUUUCAAACUUUACUUCAAUUCGUUUCAUCUACUAAUUACUCUACUUUGUAUACUUUAUUUAUACUUUCUAUAUCUUCGAAUUGCCCGAAUGGAUCCAUCGAAAUCCGCGGUCUAUUCGCAAAGGAUAACCAUAAGCGUUCGAGUAUUCUCGCGAACCUGUGUAAGUAAGUUCAUCGUCAAAACGUUCAUCGGCGGUAGUUUCUAGACGAUCAGAUAAUUACAAUUGUCAGCAGCUUGUCUUCUCUCUGCUUAAUACUUGUUUUCAUUAUCGGUACGUUAACAUCUUGGCGAGGUCGGAACGAAAGUGGCCGGAAAAAUAAGGAAGAAAGAACAACCGCGAAAGGGGAUAGCCUAGAUGUCGGGACGAUAUUCACGCAUCGACAACCAGUUUCCAUGGAAAGUACACUUUGGAAUAACGAAAGGUUUUUAACGUCGAGAACGCGUGUUAACGCGAGAAGUCACGAAACUCAUAGAAUAGACCCACGUAACCGACCACGUUAUGUCGGAUUUCUCGGAUGGAUUCUGGGACACUUUUCACGCUGGCCGCAUAUAAAACCUGCAAUGAAAGAAAUAAUCGUUUAACGCGUUUCCCGGCUACACUUUUCCCUGGUUUCACCGUUGCUCGCUCGUUAAGUCGUGGAACGAUUAACGAUGUAUCUCGACAUUUUCACGAUCAAUUAGGCAAUCUUUCAGAUACUACAACUUUGUCUAUACCUUGUGUUCGUAGUUUCGUAGGAUUAUCGGCUUAUUGGAUUGUGCACGUGUGAAAUUUUCUAACGAUUCUAUACGUGGCUAUAGCUUACGAUUACGACGGUUCUAUCGGGCUGUAAAAGUCGUUCGUAAGUGGAUUUAACAUUUUCAAGUCGUCUUAUCUCUCAGACGCUAAAACUCUCGAGCUUCGAGUAUUAUUCAUUUUAUUAUACUCGUAGUAUAUUAUACUGGCAGUGAAACGUGGCUAUAAGAGAGCUGGUGAUUUUAGUAGGUUAGAAGAUUCAUCCAGAGAUGGAUGUGAAAUUUUAAAAUCUCCGAUUUUAUCCCUACCGCGAAAGAAUGAUAUUUUCAGAAACGUCAAUCUUCUGUGAUUCUGCUAUCGAAAUAUCCAUAGAUAUAAGUUCCUUUAAUUAAUAAAUAAAGUAAAUAAAAUAAGUAAAUAUUCAACCAAAUCAAUUAGAACGAUUCGACCAUGAAAUAAUAAAAGUAAGUCGUGGUGUUGGCGAAUGAGACGAAGAGGUUGAAGGAUAAGUGUCGUAACCAGGGACAGGAAGUCGAUCGGUAAAACAAAUGGAUCGUUAAGGAAGAAACCGACCAGCUGGUUGGAUUUCUACGGGUGAGGCGUAAAAUAGGAAGGAAAAAUGUUUUAUUACACGGCUUCACGGAAUCUGAGCAAAGAGCGGAAAGGGGUGAAAAGACUUUCUAAGGCGAGUUUUAUCAGCGAGCGGCGAGAGUCUGGCCUUGUUUCAAACAGAGGUCAAGUCGUGCCCAGGAACUGGUUAAAGCAGAUGUUAGAUACAAGAUAAACCUGUACAAUAGCAAUCCCAUGCACGACUUCUUCGUGUCCGAAUAGUCAUCGUGACUGUCGCCUUUUAAUUAACAUUCGUCUGAAACUUUCGUUCCGUUUUCUUUCAAAGAUCAAUUACACUUCGUAGCUUAUAUAUACGUGUAAUUUAAUAUCUUAAAUUACGAGCAUAAAUCUAUUACGAUAUGCGAUAAGAAAUAUUUAUAAGUGAUCAGGAUUAUUGUGGUAAAGUAGAAGCUUUAAGAAUUUGUCAUUUCGAUCGCCGAUAUCUUAUUGCCACAUCUUAUAUUCGAUUUAUUUAUUUGAGAAUUUUCUGUCAUUUAAAAAAAAUUUUAAAAAUUAUUCUAAUUUAUUCUAUUUGCAUUUACAAAAUUAACUUGACAUACUUUAUGCCACAGAUACGAGCACAUUUAUUUGCCGGCUUGACCAACAUUGAUUCACGUUCGCCAAUUUCUAAUUACUCUGAUCAAAAGACAUCUUAAUUAAUAGAUUAAAGCAUUCUUUAUCAAGGAAUCUCAUUUUUCUGUAUAUUAGGCUGAAAUAAUAAUCGCAACUUGUGUUUAACUAUCCUCCGUUUAACGGUGGAGAAACUAGUGGAAUAAUUUUGAUCUGUUAACAAUUCGUAAGAGAUUAUUAUUUUCGCUAACAGAUAUAAACAUUCGCGAGUCUUUGGUUUUAAAGGGAAACAAGGCCUUUUUGUAUUCUAUUUAAAAUAGUAUCAGAUAAAUUGUUUUUAAACGACAAAAAGAGCUGGAAUACUUAAGAAAAAUGCCAGAAAAAGGGAACUAUGAGUUCCUAGUGUCAAUUGAUAAUUUCUCAAGAAUCUCAAUCGACAAUUUUUCCAGACCAAUAGCAAAACGUCACAAAUGUUUCAUUUACAAAUGUUGAUCACUUUUUCGUUUCUACGACAUUUACAAAUUUUCUUCGUUUUCGCUAUUUUUGUUCGUGACGUGGUUCCUUCGAUGUUUCACAGAAUUCUAGAAAAAUCCGUCGGUUUAUUAAAAAAAACACAGGACACACGACACACGAGUCACGAGUUUCUGCACACGAUAUUCCCCUUCCGUUUGGGUCGGCCGACAACGAAAGUAGACGAUCCCUGCACUUGACAGUCGUCUGUUCUCUCCUUUUUCCAAUGCGCGUCCUGCUGCUCGUUUUCGCGGUUAUCUACGCCGGAGAACGACCUAAUUCCGGUUUCGAGUAGGCCAAGCGACCGCACCGUCAGACCGGAAUCGGAAGGGAAAAAUCCUGGCUCGUUGCGCGUCCAUCGGAAGUCCAAUGGAAUCGAACGAUCUUCGUCUUCGGGAUAAUACAAAGAUUCGUUCGAGUUUCUAUCAAAUGUUUCGCAGCGUUUCGAAAACUGUUCGAGUUUCUUUAAAAAUCAUGGAAAAUUGCCAACAGCUUAAACUCGAAGUUGCAGUAUCUCUCAUAGAAUGAAUUUCCUAAUAUCAAAUUCAAACUUUUGAUCUUCUAGCAUUUUUCCUUCUUCCAUUAUAUUUUGUAUCUUGUAUCUUCCAUUGUAUUUCCAUCGCACUUUGUAUCAUCGGAAAAUCAACGUCGAGUCGAUGAUCCGAGGUUUCACGAUCGACCAACGAAGAAAAAUCAAUUUACUGUUUAUCGAUCCUAUGGAAUUUGUUGAAAUUCGUAGCGACGCUAUAGAAAAAUAUUUCUAAUAGAAAUAUCUGUAAUAAAAAGAGGAAGAAAAGAUGGUUCGCAAAAUAUAAGUGUUUGAUGGACCGAGAACGAAGCAGGUAAGAAAUUCUCGAAGAGAAUCCUGCAGAAUCAUUGACCUGACCUAAGAAAUUCCUGUUGGAAGAAAGAAAUUAACGGGAGGUUUGUGGGUCGAGGAUGCAAAAAUGUGAAAAUCCGGGCACGUGGUACGGAAACUGCUCGUAAAACGGAAAACGUUAGAGACGUUUCACUGGCGGAGCAAGGUGGAAGAAUUUCAUGGUGUGACAAGAGAUAAAAAAGGGGAAAAACUCACGGGGUUUCUGUGCCGAGAAAGCGCAAAAACAGCGAAACGAUCGACUCCCUCUGACUAUAAAACAGCAAGGAAUUGGUGAUUUAUCGAGCAUGAACAUCGUCAUGCUCGUUCCUCUACUCCUUUUUCCCUGUGUCCUUAAUCGAUGAACGAAUUCCAUAUGGCAAGACGACGAAAUUCGCCUGUGAAACAAUAGCAAGGGACUUUUAUCGACGUUAGCCAUCUUUUCCCUCUACUAACUUACCAUUGAAAACGCCACUAUCAAAGUGGAAGAGCCGCUGAAUAUAUUGAAACUAUUUUCAUUGCGAAUCGAUUCACUUUUUAAUAUCAGAGUUUAAUUCUCUGGUUAAAAGGAUUCGUCUUGUGCUGCUGUAUUUAUUAGAAAUCCGUGUGAAAGGAUUCUUAUUAUUAGAAUCUAAUUUUGCUAUCGGAAAUAACACAAUUCUCAUUCUCAUCUUCGUCAUUCUCAUCUUUCCAUGAUCUACGAAUUUCUUAACGUUAGGAACUGUUGGGUUGGCAACUGAGUGAUUGCGGAUUUUGUCAAUACCACCUAAUGACAAAAUCCGCAAUUAUUUAGUUGCCAACCCAAUAGUUUUAGAGUGGAAGGAUUAUUUUCGCUAUCAUUUUUGUUAGAAAUUUCUUCGAAAAUCGAUAUUAUAAAUUUAAUUUUCUUGUAAAUUUGAAGGAUCGUUUCAGAGAGUGGCCAUUUUCGUUGGAACUUUGUUGAUCAAGGUCUUCCUCAACGUCGUCGAUACUUUUAUGGUCUGAAGGAAGCUCGAUAGCGAGUGUCAGUGCGAAGGAACCGGUUUUUAAAGAUCGUCGGUCAACAAAACGUAUUUACUGGCAAGAUAUCUAUGAAUCGACAAGAAUUGUUCAUUGAGAAAAAUGGAGAACGCCGCCAGCGUGAACGGCUGACAUUCCGAAUCAUAACCAGAAAAACCACCGUGCAAAGUAGCCGUUGAUUGUCCACGCUGGAAACAAUUAGUGCGUGACGAACCCUGGCUUGCUCGCGAUUCUAUUCGCACCUUGAAGUCAACAAGAGCCGAGGAAACUCUGGAGGAACUUCUGUUCCUUAAAAUCCCCUGAAACUUACGAGAAACCUAACACUCGACGUUUUACGAUAUCCGUUAAAAAGUAUGGAAAAUUGAAAAUUGACGAGCACUGGAAAGCAUCGGCGACUUAAAAAUUCGUUCUCCUCUUUUCCAAAAAGAAAAACAUAUUAACCCAUUGGCAUGGCACUGGUGUCUGUCAAGUAGUUUCGGACAUUGUGGCCGUUCCUUAUCGAUUGAAAGCUUUCGUUCGUUAUCGCGUGUCUAUGCGAUAACCAAACUGCGAAUAUUUAUUUCUACGAAGACAAUUUAAAAAACGAAGCGUAGAUAGAAGCUGUUUUGUCUACGAAAUACUCCAACGACAACUAAAUACAUCGGGUGGUACUGAUAACCGCGUUGUCAUGAUCCUGGUUUUAUCAGCAGAAAGAGGACAAGUGCCGUUGGAGGAUAGUAAUUCUUAUGGAGGAAAAGUAGUGUACGAGGAACGGUCAGCCUGAAAAAGUUAUUACGCCGAUGAUAGGCAACUUGAAAACGUCACCAAACGUAAUUUAUCGACGAGAUGUAAAGCAACGAAACAUAGAAAAAAGAAAAGCUACAAGUCGAAACUGCACGAGAUGAAGAUCUGUGUCAGUUAGCUCGCCAAAUCCUCGCGUAGAUGCCCAGCUGACAAUUAUCAGCAGCUAGAAGAACAGAGAUACGAGAUGAAGAGAAGAAUGGUGGACGCGACCGACACGUCCGUUCUCCAGGUGACCAAGCGUACGGAGCGUGGACGAGCUUGUUGCAGCACGUGGUUGCACGAGCGAGACGCAAAAUGGACCAGGUGUUCAGGAAGUGGGGACCUGGAUUAAAAGCAAACGAGGGCAACGUCUCCGCGACAGAGCCAUCUCGGACCUUGAACAGUGGAGGUCGACGCGCGGUUCAGCUACCUUUCGGUUCACGUUGCUUACUUCGUGGUUUCCUAACGGGUUCCUGGCUGCCCUUGGUUCCAACCGAUCCUACGAUCGUUCGUUGGUUCGCUGCAGCCGAAAGUCGCUGCCAGGAUUGCAGAACUUGGACGAAGACCAUCGAAAACGAUGGCAGCGAGAGGAGCGAUCUGCCUGCUGCUGCUGGUGACAUUGACCCUGAGGGGCUCGCAGUGCAACGCAAGAUACGUCGCGAAAGUGAAGACAAACGCAUCCGAGCUUUUCAGGACGAGGGGGGAAAGUCUGAGGGUACUCGACGGACCGAUCGCGGCCACGCGAAGUCCAUUACAUCAGGAGGCAAAGCCUGUCUUUCAGAACAGCAACCAAAGGAUGAUCAAGGACUUCCCCAGGAGCGAGGACGAGUCGAUUAACGGAUUUGAGACGUCCACCUUCAAUCCGGACGUGUUGAACAAGUUCCUGGAGGAGUACGCGAGUAAGAUCAAGAGCAGCACGGACAAGUAUCAAAGAUAUCCGUUCAGGAUCGUGAAACCUGCCGAAGCUCUGUCCCUUGAGGUGGAUGAUCAAACUACUACACAGUCGACUAAUACCAGUUACGAUCAAAAUAUUAAGGACGAGGAGGAUACUAUAAAUUCUACGUCCACUGAAGACGGGUUAAGCGCAACGUUGAACGACACCUUGAAGAGGAACAAGUAUUACGGGGCGAAUUCGCACGAAGAUAGAAAUGGUUGGGUUACUUUGGAAGCAAUACCAUGGUCGAAAAGCAAAAUUUCUAAAUGGCAAGCGACUCCAAGUACGCAGCGGCCGUGGCCGGAAGUGAAACCAUGGGACAAACCGAGCAUUGGGAAACCUUGGGCCUCGGAUUACUCUAUCAGACCAAUCUACGAGAACAAUAAGCCAUGGUAUGAAAAGCCAAAACCAACUUGGCCAGAGAACACCAACGAGAAACCAUGGCAAAAGCCUACAACUCGCCCUGCUUACUAUACCGAAAAGCCUGAAGAAACUCAGGCUCAAAAGUGGCCUCCUGAGAGGCCGUCUUGGAACAAUUAUUCUGACCGUCCAAAUAGCGACAUAAUUACCGACAAUCGUCCAGCCAAUUUCCCAAGUAACUGGAACAGACCUCAGCCAACGAAACCAAGUUAUCAAUAUUUGGAUAGAUACGCUGAUAAAAACCAAGGAGAGGAGAAUAACGAUUGGCAUGAUUUUCCAACGAGAUUCGACGAUCGUCUACGGCCUUCUACGGAGAGACCAGGAUUCUCUCAGUAUCAAUAUGUAAACAAUCAUCCACAGAGUUAUCCCGGAAACGGGGAUGGGCAGUGGGUAUUGCUGUCCACGAACAGAGGCUACUCCAAGUCCAGACAAAGGUCGAUGAAGAUAGAUUCGAUAAGUCAAAUACAGAACGUUACUAAGAGCGUGGACAGAAAAGAGGAAGAACCUGACCCAGCGAUCGCCGUGGUCACGUCCAAAAGACAGGUUGACGGUGUUACCGUCGAUCAACGGCACAAAUACGACAACAUCGCACGGAGGUCUUUUGGAAGUGGAGAAAACCUUCAAGAGCGUGGACCAGAGCCGAAGAGAGUACGAAAUGGAGAGGCAAACGGUACCGAUGAUUCUAAGGAAGAGACCUAUCAGAAACACGUUAGGAAAUCAAGCAUCUAGCUCUGCUGUCUUGGCUGCUGUCGGUGCUGGGAUAUUACCGGCAACGAUGGCGAUGAUGAUACCCAUGUUUCUUGGCCGACGAAAGAGGGACCUAAUGACUUCCGGAUCGAGGCUCCUCGAUGAGGAUGAUUCAGUGACGAAUAUUCGUGAUCUCAAUCCCACGAACGA